This is a messenger RNA of Mus musculus (house mouse), 5963 nucleotides long. It is a transcript of the gene Zfp78, whose product is annotated as zinc finger protein 78. Gene Ontology annotation, cellular component: nucleus. The coding region runs from base 1310 to 2848 and encodes 512 amino acids. The transcript is spliced from 6 exons. Lineage: Eukaryota; Metazoa; Chordata; Mammalia; Rodentia; Muridae. The record is from RefSeq and is a predicted model, not a curated record. Gene Ontology annotation, biological process: regulation of DNA-templated transcription.
CAAGCUCCGCCCUCACCUCCGGAGGCGGAGACCAACCGUUCUUGCUAAGCCCCGCCCUCACCUCGGAUUCUUCUGAGAACCCGCCCCUCCUCUAAUCCCUGCCCUCACCUCACCUCACACAGAGCUGAGAACCCGCCCUACUUGAUAACCCCGCCCCUCACCUAAUACGGAUAAGCUCCCGCCCCUUACCCACUUAGUACCGCCCUCUCCAGGGACUCUGCUGAGAACACGCCCCUUCUCCACCAAGCCCCGCCCCUUACUCCAGUUUCUUCUGGGAACCUUCCUAUCUAAGCCCAGCCCCUCACAUCAAACUUCUGAGACCCUUGCUCUUCUCUGCUUAGCUUUGCCUUCACCCUCAGUCUAAGAAACUGUUCUCCGUAGUACCCGCUUCUCAUCGCAGACUUCGCUGAGUACACGCCCCUUCAGCCCCACCUUUCUCAGAUUAAGCUCUUAGGUCGUCGCUGGCAGAGGCUGCGCUUGCGCACACAUAGCUUGUAGGAAACCUCCCAGCGUUCCUCGGUUGACAGCGUCUGGGUAAGGCAGCUAGCGGGCGCUUGUUAGGGAGUGGGAGCCCGAGCGCUGCGGGCAGGGGAGAUCCUCGUGGUCCCUGUGUUUUCUGUCUGGAGGUAGGCAGGCGGUUGCGUGGAAUCUAGGGGGCACGAAAGCUCAGACGACUGGGCGUCCGGAUCUAAGUCUGUGCUUGGGUGUGCCAGGCCCGUGCGUGUGUGAAAGGAACUGGGCUGUAAGUUUUCGGUGUGAGAGAGGGAGACAGAGUCUGAGAGAAAUAAGUGCUGUGAUUGUGAGAGAACUGUGAAAUGUAUGAUGAUAAGUGUGUCUUCCAGUGAUCUGCAUUACAGCACUUAAAUGCUUGGAAUCUCCAAAGUAAUAAAUACCUUGUUGACUGCUCUUGAUUGAUGGCUGACAAGACUCAAGGUAGUUUCAGAGUCGGUGCUGAUCAUCGCAGACGCUAAACGGGAUUAGAGGAUCAGUCCCAAACCCCAUCCAGGAGAGGACAGGAGCUGAGGUUGAUCACCAGAUGCCAGUCCUUUUGUUGAUGUUUCGAGACAGAAUGUCAUGUAAUCCAGCAGUCCUCAAACUCUUUAUUUCCCUAAUCCCUGAGAGGAUGGGUUGGAGGAAGACAUCCCAUUUAGGACUGCGUGUUCCAAGAUCUCUCGCUCUGUGUACACUGUCCAGGAGCUUGUCUUUGUGUCAGUUCUCAUCUCCUGCCAGAGGACGCUUCUUUGAUAAUGGGUUGGACUUCCCAGGAUACAGUUGUUCUCCAAGAGAGAAGCCAGGAGGAGGAUAAGACAUGACAGUUGAACUAAUGAAAGCCAUGCUACAGGAAGCAGUGACAUUCAACGAUGUUGCAAUAGACUUUUCUCCGGAGGAGUGGGACUGGCUGAAUCCUGCUCAGAGGAGUUUGUACAGGACUGUGGUGCUGGAGAACUACCGGAACUUGGUCUCUGUGGGAGCUUGCAUUUCCAAACCAUCUCUAAUCUCCUUAUUGGAACAUGGGAAGGAGCCUUGGGAGGUGAAGGGUCAGGUGACAGGAAGCAGAGUACAAGGUGGUAAAUCUGUACAGAAGACACACGAAUUAUCUCUCAGGCAGUUGGUGUUUGAGGAUGUGGCAGUGGAGAACACUACAAGUCUUGGUUGUGAGUCUCUCACUUCUGGAAGGAAGCAGAAAUGCAAAGACCUUCUGGAUAGACAGAUGAGUCAAGAAAUAUUUAACCUGAAAGAAACAGUCACUCACAAAGGAACCCACACUAAAGAAAUAGGCUACAAACACACCGAAUCCUUAAAAUCUGCCCAUCUGGAUAGUGUAGAAGAGAAUAUUUAUACUCACAAGUCAAAUAAGAAAAGCUUCUCCAAAAAUCCCAAGGUAUGGAAAUACAAGAAAAUCUGGGCAGGGAAGACCAUUUUUAAAUGUAAUGAAUGUGAGAAAACCUUCACCCACAGCUCAGCUGUUACAGUUCACCAGAGAAUUCACACGGGGGAGAAACCAUAUCAAUGCACCGUCUGCGGAAAGGCCUUCAAGCAGAGCCACCACCUGGCUCAGCACCACACAACACACACCCACGAGAAACUCUUCCAGUGUGAGGAAUGUAAGAAAGCCUUCAGCCAGAAUUCAUACCUCACUGUACACCGGAGAAUUCACACCGGAGAAAAACCGUAUAAAUGUAAGGAGUGCGCAAAGUCCUUCAGGCAGCCUGCCCACCUGGCUCAGCACCACAGGAUUCACACGGGUGAGAAACCUUACAAGUGUGAAAUCUGUGGGAAAGCCUUUAACCACAGCAUGUCACUCACUGGCCACCAAAGAGUACAUUCUGGAGAGAAACCAUAUAAAUGCAAGGACUGUGGGAAAGCUUUUCGGCAGAGUAUACACCUUGUUGUUCACUCAAGAAUUCAUACUGGAGAAGAGCCCUAUGAAUGUAACGAAUGUGGGAAGACCUUUAGGGAGAGUUCCCAGCUGACUAUUCAUCAGAGAAACCACACGGGAGAAAAACCUUUUGAAUGUAAGCAGUGUGGUAAAUUUUUCAAUAGAAGUGCCUAUCUUGCCAGACAUCAGAAAAUCCAUACAGGAGAGAAACCUUAUGAGUGUAAUGAAUGCGGCAAAACCUUCACACAUGCUGCCUAUCUUAUAAGACACAAGAGGGUCCAUACUGGAGAGAAGCCUUACAAAUGUGCGGAAUGUGGAAAGGCAUUUGGUGAUGGCUCCUCCCGUGCUCAGCAUCAGAGACUUCACACUGGUCAGAGGCCCUAUGUAUGUGAGAAAUGUGGAAGGGCCUUCAGAAGAAAGUCAUCCCUUAAUUGCCACCAAAGGUAUCACACUGGAAAGAAACUGUAAAAAUGUGUCCCCCAUGGCAAACCCUUUAGCCGCCUACGAACCUGUAGCGUUCAUCAGAGAAUUUAGCUUUCAACCAGAUUGUUCACUGUACUCUACAUGGAAGAUCUCACACAGGUCAAAGAGCUCUUAGGAAUGUAAGGGAUGGGGAGAAAUCUUCAGUAAAUGUUCCUAAACCACCCAUCAUUGGUGAGUUCUUGAUGCAGUCAUCUCAGGCAUCCCUCCCUGUCCUCAGGUCCUGUGCAUAUACCUGCUAAGUAUUUCCAUUUAGGUUUGGCCCCUUAGCCUCCUGAUCCAAAACACAAUUGUUUUGCUUGGACUUUUUCAAAUGUCUGUAAUCCAUCUUGUUUCCUUCAAGUUUAUUACUCAUUUAUUUUACAGUCAGAAAAUUUCUUUUUAAAAAUAUACAUGUUAUUUAUGUAACUCUUCUAAUACUCAUUGUAAAAUGUUUAUUUAAUGCACAUAAAAUGUUUAGCCACAUGAUUGACUGUAUUAAGUUUGGAUGGAGAACAUCCCUUCAAUGAUUAGGAGACACAUCAGCACAGAACACAGAGAGGCCACACACAGAGGCAAAGGAACAUGAGGGGGUAUCCCUGAGCCAAUGCUUUAUUGGGCCCAGGGUUACAGAUUUCCUUUGUUGAGUCGCAACAAGCAGGCAUGAGUUCUGGGAGGUCAUCUCAGGUGUAGAAAGUGAUCAUUGCGACAUAUGUGCCCAGUCCAUCUUCAGCAGUGCAUUUAAAGGGAGCAGUGAAGGCAGGCAGCCCCCUUUGACGGGUUCUUGUUCUUGGCACCAGCUUGAGCCACUUGUGGAUGGUGUGAUACUAGGAAGUGUCAAAGGUGACUGACCUACACCUCCAGCCUGGGAAAGUUAAAACUUCAAUGAAAUAGAUACCAAGAGAACAUAAAAUGAAAGGACUUCAAUACACUGACCCAUAGGGGUGCUUAGAAAAUGUGUUAGACCAGAAAAAUUAUUUCUAAACCAUGGCCUCUCAAAUUUGGAACUUAGGUGAUGACAACAAUUUAGAAACUGAAAGUGUCUUCAGGUGGAACAAUUAGUAUGUGUAGUGUAUUUAAGAUGGAAGCUUUCUAAUGAUCCUAAAGGUUAUGUUUUCUUAUUGGUAAAGAAAUUAAAUCUGGUCUGGUACGUAGAAUCUGUUUUAGGAAGUGCCUAGAAGUUAAAGACUGGAACAAAGAAUUAGAAUUUAUUUGGGAAAAAAUACACAUGUGUAUAUAUAGUCUAGGUCACAAAAGAAACAUUCUUAUAUUUACUAACAAGCCCCCAGCAGGCCAGUCUAGCCGAAACAGGGAGCCCCAGGCUUACCAUGAGAUCCUAUCUCAAAAUGUAAGGUGGAGGGCGACAGACUCCCAACACCGACUAAUGGUCUCCACACACACGCACAUGGGCAAUCAAGCCUACAAAUGCAUAUAUACAAAUAAAUAAAUAAAAGUAAAAUUUGAAAGGGUGAUUGUGGCUGUGUUUGGAGGCACACACAUCUCAUUUCAGCACUCUGGAGGUAGAGACAGAUGGGUCUCUGAGUUAGAGAUCAGCCAGGUUUACAGAGUUCUAGGGCAGUCAGGGCUACAUAGCGAGGCCUUGGAUAAAAACAAACUGAAAGAUCACAUGCAAGAUGAGUACACACUGCAGAAAUAGGAAAACAGGGGACACAAACUUCCAUUCUCGUUGUUCCAGAGGACUCUGGGUGGUUUUUGUAAAGUCCAUCUCAUGGUAGGUUCUGUUGGACUGUAUGCCUGCCUUUCCUUGUUUAUCCUAAGUUCAUUCUCUUCCUCUACCCCCCACCCAAUUUGUUAUCAAAUUGCCAGGGCUGGCGAGAUGGCUCAGUGGUUAAGAGCGCUUGCUGGUUUUGCAGAGGACUUGGAUUUGGGUCCCAGCACCCAUAUAGCAGCUCACAACUGUCUGUAACCCAACUUCCAGGGGAUGCUCUUUUCUGGGCUCCACAAGAACUGUAGGCACGCAAUGCACACAAUACAUGAAGACAAAACACUCAUCCACAUAAAAUAAAAGCAAGUCUUUCAGGGGCUGGAGAGAUGGCUCAGAUGUUAAGAGCAGUCUGCUCUUCCCAAAAUCCUGAGUUCAAUUCCCAGCAACCAUAUGGUGGCUCACAACCAUUUAUCCUGGGAUCUGAUGCCCUCUUCUGGAAAGCGGAUGUACAUACAGAUAGAGCAUCAUUUACAUAAAAUAAUAAACCAACCUUUCAAAAAAUCUUUGUGGUGACAAUGCUGCAAUAUUGUUUUUGCUUAAGAAUUUUUUAGUAUAAAAUUUCCUUCUGGUUAUAUGAGGUGUUUGUGAAGCAUAAAUGGUUUUAUAUUUAGAUGUUGGUUUCUUUUCUAAAAUAUUUCAUUACGGUAUGCACAUAUUUACCACUCAGAAAAAAAAAUAACACUUUUGUUCUCAAACAUUUUAUAUAAAGAAUAUUCUGCUUGCUCAGCGGUAGUGACACACACUUUUAAAACCAGCCCUUCCAGAGGCAGAGGCAGGCAGAUCUCCGAGUUCGAGGCCAGCCUGGUCUACAGAGUGAGUUCCAGAACAUCCAGAGCCACACAACACUCUCUCAGAUGAUAACUGAAUGACAAAAAUAGGCAGCUCACAGUCCUAAAUGGGACAUUCUUGUAUACCUUCUCAAGGGUCUGGGAACAUCGUAUUAGACGAAGGAGAAAGAAUGUAAGAGUCUGAGAAUGGCAAGGAGUGCUGUGGAAUGGUUUUGGGCAUGUUGUGCUCAUGAACUCAUAGAAACUGAUUACCAGCACAAGAUUGCUGGUAAUUACCAGCGCCGAUCAAUAUUAUAGCCAUUGAUAGAGGAAGGGCGUACCCCUCCACACCUAGCUGAGGAGCUAUAAGCAAAUGAUGGCAGCUGAGAGAGUGGGAGUCAUUUUUCUUUGGGGAUGUGGCCUCUGGUAGAUUGUUCAUGUCACACUCCACUGGUAUACUGGUAGGCGGCACUAACAGGGCUAUAUUUAAAAAAAAAGUGUGGUGGGGUGGCAAAAGGAAUGUGGAAGUAUUGGGGAUGGUUGGGAGAGGAGAUGUGUUGGAUAUGAUCAAGAUACAGUAUAUAUACAUGUAUGAAACCGACAAAGAAUAAACUGCGCUCCCCUCACCUCA